CCGAUCGGAACAGCCCUCGGCAAGAAACUAGCAGACUUAUAGGGGAAAAUCCAACAGGUGUUUGACAGAGAGACGUCGGGUUAUACACAGAAAAUGCAGUGGCUGCUGGUGACGUUGGUUGUCCUGCAGAUCUACAUUCGGGCGCGAGGUGGCGCCAGUGCAGGACCAGUCGAAAGAGAGGCCUGUCCGGGUGGAAACUGCGACUCCAGCUACAGUUUCAACAAUGAUGACGUUCUCAUCCGCAAGCAGCGUUACAGCUCUAGCGGCCCCGGCGGGGGCCCAGGCGGCACCCGUACGGACUCAGACCGGGACGACGACUCCGACGGCGUGCAGAUAGAGACGUUGGAGUGGGACGAAGAUGACGUCACCGAUGGAGCUCACUUUCACGACCAAUCAGAUAUCUACAAAGCAGCGCUAUUACACACCAACCCCGAAGACGAUCAGCCCGUGCAGAAGCCCCCUCUAGCGGAAAAUGACCUACCUGCAGAUGAUGAAAACCCAGUGGGGGAAGAUUUGGACAAGUUCAAGGCUCGCAGUGCUCCAAUGGCAGAGGACAAAGUACCUUCAGACGAUUCAACUGGCACAAAUGAAGACAGUGAUGAUGAAGAAAAAACAAUCACGUCUAAGGAAUCAGAAGACGAGGGAUCGUCUCAAAACAAGGAUGUUGAACCAAAGAAAAAGAAGAGAAAAUCAGGAAAAAGAAACCAUGAUGACUUCAGAGGUCUCCACUUCCACAGAAUGUCUAGCCUGUACCAAACUGUCAUGACCAAGGGGGAGUUAGAAGAGGAAGAAGAAGAGGUCAAAGGGUCAGAGGUUACAGGUCAGAGCAAUGAGGAAGGUCAAGAUGAUAACCUUGACGAUGAAGACCUUGACCUUGAAGGAAGCAAAAAUGGUGAUGAAAUAGACAAGGAUAAAGAUAAUGAAAAUGGACCGGAAGAUGCAGAGGAUCAUACCGACACCACUGAUGAUGAAGACAAAGACUUGAAUGUCGAAGAAAAAUCGUCGGAUGGAUCGGAAGACAAGGAAUCAUCCCAGAACAAGGAUUUAGAACCAAAGAAAAAAAGGCGUAAGAGAGACACUGGGAAAAGAAACCAUGACGACUUCAGAGGUCUCCACUUUCACAGGAUGUCCAGCUUGUACCAAACUAUCAUGACCAAAGGGGAGUUAGAAGAGGAAGAAGAAGAGGUCAAAGGGUCAGAGUUUGAAGGUCAGGACAAUGAUGAACUCCAGCAGGAUGACAAAGAGAGUGAAACGACUGAUGAAGACAACGAUGGACCAUGUGGACACGAGUGUACGGAUGAAAACUGUCCAUUUUGUAAAGGAGAAAAGCAAGAAACUUCAGAAGAUAAGACAGAUGAAGCUUUCGAAGAGGAAGGCACAGUGGAGGAUGGUGGAGGAGAAAAGAACAGUGGGGGUGAUGGUGGAGGGGCUAAGAGCAAUGGGGAGGAUGAUGGAAGAGCUAAGAAUAAUGUUGGGGAGGUGACUGACAAGGAAACCGACCAACAACAUUCGGAAGAAAAACUUGAUGAAGAACAAGACCAGAACAAAGACGAACACGAAACAGAAUCGGUUGAAGACGAUACGCCAAUAAACGUUAAAGACUACAUUUCCAGGAUGUUGGUUAAGUAUCGGGACGAGCGAUUGGUUCAUACACACACGGACGACCCUUGAGGAGUUGAGACACAAACUCACCUCUCGCCCUGGCUUUGUAACAUUACAGAAAUAUGGACAUACUCGUUGUUUUUAAAGGAAGAGAUUACGUAAGAACAAGAUAAUCAUUGUAUAUUGUGUUAAGCAUUGCUGGCUGAGGGCAAGGAAUUGCUAGAUAUUUUUCAAAGGUCAUUUAAUAUAAUCACUUGGCUCUAGCCUGAAUGCCAUGGCUAGUUUGUGCUAUGGUCCCAUUUGGAAAAAGCACCCCCAAUGUACCAGGUUAGUUAUAUUGGGGCAAGGCUAAGCCCCUGGAUUCUUUAAACUUGCAGUUAAAAUCAACUGGCGACAAAUAGAUCUCGUGACCUACCGGUGAAAAUACCAAGAAGAGGUACCUCACUAGUAUCCAGCAGUCCAUUUGGACAAAUUUGUGGCUUUGUAGCAAGUCUGGGGCAAUAUCCGCUGCAUGAACUGGUGCAAAUGGGACUGUAGUACAAUAAACUCAACUAGGAUGGCACCCAUGCUCUCUCCAGCUCUUAACUGCCCAUUUCAUUUUUGUUAUGGAGUCAGGAUCUGUACUGAGUUCUAUUAUGACAAAUGAGAAGAACACCAUUUCCUGCAUAUUGCUGAGCAAAUCAUACACAAAUGGUUUCGUGGCACUUUUGACAACAGUUUUAUUUUUGUCUGUCAAUGGGCAUGGAGAUUUUUGUUUGUUUCAAGCAGCAAAGUUCUGUCCAAGAAGAAAAGAUUAAAGCAAGAUAAAGCCCAGGGCUUCAAUGUUAAACUGAAUUUUGCAAAGAUAUGAAAAAUACAGCUGCAGUAGAAUCACCAAUACUUAUUAGGUGUGCAAUGUAAUAAUAAGUAUACAUAAAAUAAGUAACAUACAGAGGCAACCUUUUUCUUUUACAGGGCUUUUAUACA
Messenger RNA from Branchiostoma floridae (Florida lancelet), 2568 nucleotides. RefSeq names its product spore wall protein 2-like. The record is from RefSeq and is a predicted model, not a curated record. The coding region runs from base 94 to 1671 and encodes 525 amino acids. Lineage: Eukaryota; Metazoa; Chordata; Leptocardii; Amphioxiformes; Branchiostomatidae. The transcript has 3 exons.